Cyclocybe aegerita is the source of this 384-nucleotide messenger RNA. The record is from the annotation of a GenBank genome assembly. Lineage: Eukaryota; Fungi; Basidiomycota; Agaricomycetes; Agaricales; Hemipholiotaceae.
AUGAGCGCAAUCCCUUCACGAUGGUUAGUUAACGAGGCGCAGUGCGCGUAUUCUCUGCGUUUUCCUUUGGUCAUUGGUGCAAAUCCUUUCCACGUCGCCCAGGCAUGGUGCAUCGACACUUAUCAACACUCGGCGCUCAUCGACUGCGAAGCUUCUUACGGCCUCUCUUUCGACUCCAUUUGGACCUCAGAUGACAUGGAAGGACGGCUGGUUCUGCAUCACGGGGAGCUUUUGGAUCAGACGUCGUCAUCUUUGUGGCAACCGACAGCUGAGCCAUCAUCUAACUACGAGAUGGCGGACGCGACGUUGGCGAAGAUCCUUCACGACCGUUCAAGAGCCCAAGAACCGCCGGCCAGAGGAAGGAUGAAGAGACCUGCGUUAUGA